AUGACUGGCUACAUCAGGGAUGAGAAGGUUAACGAUGGCGAGUCGCAUGGGGGAUGUAAGGAGUUUGAAGUUCCAGGAAUUGUCAUCCAGCGUCAAUCGAGUUCAGGUCUCGUGAUCGCCGUCAGGGAAGAGGGCCAACAGAACAAGGAAGACGGCCAUCGUCGAACGUUCCACCCGCAAUAA
Messenger RNA from Monascus purpureus, 183 nucleotides. NCBI's taxonomy places the organism in Eukaryota, Fungi, Ascomycota, Eurotiomycetes, Eurotiales, Aspergillaceae. The record is from the annotation of a GenBank genome assembly.